Messenger RNA from Menidia menidia (Atlantic silverside), 3591 nucleotides. The record is from the annotation of a GenBank genome assembly. NCBI's taxonomy places the organism in Eukaryota, Metazoa, Chordata, Actinopteri, Atheriniformes, Atherinopsidae.
AUGGAGAACUUCAUCCUGUACGAGGAGCUAGGGGCUGGCUGCAACUCUAUUGUAUAUAAAGGAAGAAGGAAAGGCAAUCUCAACUAUGUGGCCAUCAUCUGCACUGACAAAACAAAGAGACCGGAGAUUACUAAUCAUGUACGCCUAAGCCAUGAUUUGGAUCAUCCAAAUAUCAUACACUUCUAUGAGUGGUAUGAAACAAGUAAACAUCUCUGGUUGGUUGUGGAGCUCUGCACUGGUGGUUCCUUGGAGUCUGUAGUUUCUCAUGAUGGCAGUCUGUCAGAAGAUGUAGUAAGGAGGUUUGGAUGGGACUUGGUGAAAGGACUGAGACACAUUCAUGAAUUUGGUAUUAUUCUUUCUGACCUGACCCCUGCUAAGAUCCUUCUAGAUGGUAGUGGCAUUCUGAAGUUCGGCAACUUCUGUCUGUCAAAGGCUGAGGGAGAGACACUGGACGAUAUGUUUAAGUUGCUCUCAACAACUGAGGUGGCAGUGGACGGAGAAAGCAAGGACAACAUGAAAAAGAGAUUACAGGGUUCUCCAACCUACAGUGCUCCAGAGGUUUUGCAGGGAUCAGAAACCAGUAUAAGCUCUGAUCUCUGGGCUCUGGGCUGCAUCCUCUACUAUAUGUACACGGAUCCCCCCAGUCAGGACUUCCAGAAACUUCUUAAAGGCUUAUUGAACAAAAAAACAGAUAAGAGGAUGAAGUGGCCAGAGUUGUUGGAUCACCCUUUCUGGACACAAUUAAUAAAGGAGGAAGCAGCCAGAGAUGCUGAAGGACAGGUUGAAGACAGAGAUAAGGAACAAAACGAUGCCUGUGAGGGAGUUAGCUCAGUAAAUUUAAGAGACACAAGACAGUGUGACCGUGCUCUACCUGGUAGCCAAUUAGUCACCACCCAGCCAGGCUAUAGGCUGUCUAAGAAACUGAUCUCUUCAAAAACAACCAGUGCAGCAGCGUACAGUGCACAUGGCACAGAGACUCAAUGCCAAAAAUCAGCCAAAAAUAGUUCUUCUGGUACCCUAAAGAACAGCCAGGAUCUGUAUCUGGAAAUGGGAAAUGAAAGCCAAGAAGAGGUGCUGGUAAAGUCUGGAGAUGAUUUAGAACACAGCUCGUUACAUCGCCCCAAAAAGUCCUUAACCAAAGAAAAAAAUUUGGAGCUGAGGCCAAAGAGUGGUGUGGAUGAGGACAACAACGAGGAUGUCUUUGUGCUUAGCUCCUGUACCAACUCAAGAAUAAGCAGUAAUGUCUCGGCUUCUUCAAACCAGAACCCUGCACCCAAGGCUAGCACUGAUAUUGAUGUCGCACACUGUGUGAAGUGCCUUCUCCAUACUGACGCUGAUCUGAUUGUGGCGCCCAUCAUUGACAACCCAAAGAUUGUUAAGAUGACUCCUGUGCGAUACGAUCCCAAAAUCCUUUGUGUACCAGCAUAUUCAGUUGAGAAGCUGCAGUCUCUGAGUGAUGAGGAGUGGACUGUCUUCUUGCUACAACUCUGUUCAUCCUUUGAACAUCAGAGCCUUUCCAACUGCUCCCCCUCCUCCAGUGCUCCUGCUCCAUCAACAGCCAUUCGAUCUAAACUCAACUUGCUGUGCUAUCUCUGCUGUGUAGUCGGACAUUCAGCUGUUGCUAACAGGCUGAUUAACUCCUCACUGCUUCCAGUUUUGACUCACCAAUUACGACAAGGCCCAAACUGGGAUGUGCGUAGCAGAGUUCUCAGGACGAUGGGUCUCCUGGCUCUACACUGCAACCACCUUGAAGAGGACUGUGCGGUUUCAGAGGCGGUGUCAUCACUAACAGAUUUACUGAGGGAUAAUUUCAGGAACAAUAAACUGAAGCAGCUGCUGCUGCCACCACUUGCGGAGUUCCUCUACCUCAUUUCUUCUCAGCAGGAGAAGAGAGGCUCCCCAGAGGGACUAUGGUUCGUUCCCGCUGCCGCCUACACUGGCUUAAUGAGGAGCCUGCGGGAAGGGCUGCUGUCUAUUAAACGGGCAGACAGUGGCUGCUCCCCCGUGAGCUCAUUAGUGAGCCAGUCCGCACAGCCUGGGGAAUGCUGGAACAGACCAUUCUGCUGCUUCCCGAAGGGGUGCCCGAAGAUUCAUUAUGCUAUCGUUCAAUGUGGUCCCUUGGAUGAUGCCAUCGUUCACCAUAUGGCUGCAAAAGCCAUAGAGAACAUCUCCACAGUUGUGUCGGAACCCUCUCAUCAUCUGGUUAGCACAGAGAUGGGCUCUGCCCUGUGGUAUCUGUUCACGCACUCCACUGUAGAGGCUGUCAGAGUCACCGCCAUCUCUUCUCUUUCCAGGUUAACCCGGGUGGACCCAGCAGUCUUCUUGGCAGUGAUUGACACCUGUGGCCCUGCAGCCAUCUUUGAGGGAGUAGGUGGUUCAGGGGCCAGAGGACAGCAGCACCUGCUCACUGCUGUGGCCACAGCCUUACUCGCUUCACACAUCCAAACACAUCGCAUCGCUCAAAGCCAGGAUUUGGUGUUGAAAGUGCUGCGCUGCCUUGAGAGCUCAUCCAUGGUAACGCGAGCCAAAGCGUUACUGCUACUGCUGCUGCUAAUCCAGGACAACGCACACACUCUGCUCUUCUGCUGCCAGCACAGACUUGUGAUGUAUCUGGAGAAAGAUAAGCGCAAAGCCACUCCUCUCAGAGAGAACACCAGCCAAUCAGGAUACCUGUCUCAGUGUUUGGAGCUACUGAUUGCACAUCUCAGUUCCACUGCUCCAGCAGUUAUGGAGGACGUCUUAUGCUCUCUGAGGAGUGUGAUUGGGAGGAGACACCCAUCUACAGCUCAGAGCAAACAGCUCAAACAGACUUUGCCAACUCUGUCUGUCAUCCUGGAACUUCUCUCUUCUCAGGUCUUCAGACCUCGAAUUGUAACCGAAGAGUUUCUAAAUCAAAUUGGACUCCUUCUUAACUGUGUAACCUCAGUAGAGUCCAGUCAAACUAAUUUGGCCAGUGCUGUGGGUGCAACAUUAUGUGAAGAGCUGAUUAGAACAACUCUGUCCCUGGUGGAGGUCCUGAGUCAGCAUCACGCUCUCAUCACUCCAUAUCAUCAAACUGUUGUGGAUGCUGUCCUGCCCCCUCUGACCACACUGGCUUUCAGCAGAAAUGUGGAGUGGUCAGUCUUUGUUUUGAAGGUAAUGUCUGAACUGAGCCUGGUCCUCCUAUUCCAAGACGGUGAUAAUAAUACUGAAAAGAACGAGGGAAUGACAAAGGCAAGGGGGCAGAGCGAUGAAAAAGAAAAUGGAAAAAGCUGCAGUCAAGUCUCAUCACUCUUCAAUAAAUGUCUGCUUUCAAGGUACGAGUCUCUUCUUUGUGCUGCAGAGCCAGUCCCGCUCUAUGCUCUCAAACUGCUGGUAUCGAUGACUGAACACAGCACUCAGAUCUGCAGGUGCAGAUACAAAUACGCCCGGGCGCAUUUUAACCACGGUGUGGAAUGUUUUAAUUUCAAGGCCAGUGCCUCCCAGUUCAGCUCUGUUGAUCAGACACAGCCGGAUCCUACCAGUAGUCUUUCAGCUCAUCAUGAUGAUGAAGUAGUUCGGUUUCAGAUGUUUAAGGACACGGAAUUCUGGCUGUUUGACCGCUUUAACUGA